AUGGAAUUCUUUCAACUUACCAUCCCUUUACUUAGGAACCUUUUCCGCGUGCAAGAAUAUAUUAGAUCUCUGGUGGCCACGAUCCAUAUUACUGAUACUACCAUGGAGUUCUUAAAUGACCAUAAUGAGCUGGUAAAAAUAAAUUCAAGUGUUAAUGAAUUUGCCGAAGGGGAACUUCAGAGGUUUCGCUUUUCUGAAGAUCUCCAGAGGUUAGGGGAUCCGGCUCUAGAACUUGAAAAGCCAGAAGAGGAAAGCUGGUCUCAGCAAAUAGAUUAUCUUUGUAUUAGACUCCAGUUCUGCCAGCUUGAUCGAAUAAAAAUGCUCAAAUACUAUUAUCUCCUGGGAAAAAGAAUGGCCAUGUUUAAUUGGAAUGCCUAUGCUAGGGGCAAAUUAAGGCAACGGAUUACCCAGACCAGAUAUAAGCGAAUGUGCCAAAUGGCACGUCGCACCUACGAAUUAUACCAGGCCCAAGAUGCUCAUAAUAUAAUAACCUCUCUUUAUUUGUCUGCCAAUGCUCUAGGAGAAAUGAACCCAAAUAGAUUUGGGGAAAGAAGUAGAGAAAGGCUAAGACAUUGUGGAAAGUAG
This is a messenger RNA of Dentiscutata heterogama, 585 nucleotides long. NCBI's taxonomy places the organism in Eukaryota, Fungi, Glomeromycota, Glomeromycetes, Diversisporales, Gigasporaceae. The record is from the annotation of a GenBank genome assembly.